Papaver somniferum (opium poppy) is the source of this 923-nucleotide messenger RNA. RefSeq lists its product as uncharacterized. Lineage: Eukaryota; Viridiplantae; Streptophyta; Magnoliopsida; Ranunculales; Papaveraceae. The record is from RefSeq and is a predicted model, not a curated record. The transcript is spliced from 4 exons. The coding region runs from base 43 to 480 and encodes 145 amino acids.
ACUAAUAAGGAAGAGAAAGAGAGAAAGCAGAGAGGGAGGAUAAUGGUGAAAGAUUUGGACGGAUUGACAGAAGAUGAAAGGAAAGCAUUGAGAGGUAGUAAAUUUGCUCCACUUCCUCCACCACCAAAAUCUUCUUUGAAGACUCAACCUAGGCUUGCGCACCCAGGUGGACCUAUAGCUACAAACAAAGCGGCUGCUUUAGCAAAAUUUCUUGAAAGAAAACUGCAGGACCCAGAUGGCUUGGCUUCUAUAAAUCCAGCUCUUAUUGAGCGUGCUGUCAAAAAUGCGAAAGACACAGUAAAAGCUAGUGGGUCUUCGAGUUCGGGAUAUGUAAUUCGGCAUGUUUCCUCCUUUGGCGACUCAGAGAAUUUGCAGGAUUCUGACGAAGAAAUUCCGAGAAAAAUGAAAGAUAAAGCAUCAAAAGUCAAGCUUAAAGGACAGAAGCUGAAGAAAAAGAAGAAAAAAAAGGCAAAACAAUAGAGGGAGGAUUCAUUGACAGGGCCUGUGUUCACAUGAUAUAACAGGCAUUUAUAAAACCUUUGGAUUAUUGGAUCCCAAUACAAAACAUGGAUUUGAUCAAUUUUGUCAGCUCUUAUCCGGGUACUCAGGACAGGACCGACCAACCAACAACACGUUGGACGUUUCAACUCUUCUUUCUCUCAGGCGUGAUUUCUCUCCUCCCCUUCCCUGGCGACCUUGAGAACGAAGGGGAACUGAUGAAAUUAAAGGUUUCAUACCUAAAGUGCUUUGGUUACUUUACAAAUUAAUAUUUGUAUUAACAAGGGCUUGUUUUUUUUGAAGCAUAAUUUGGGGUUUGUACUGUAUUGAGUAUCCAAUUAAUAUUUCCAUGGGGGUUUAUAUUGGUUUCUCAAGUCAACUAGUAAGUUGAUUAGCUUGAUAUACAGGGGGAAGUUUCGAUACUA